AGACGAGGAGGAAGCCAGCACAUGGAUGGCGUCCUCCCGGCAGAGGCGGCGCGGCGGCGCGGGCAGAGGGGACGGCGAGGGCGACGGGCAGCAGGGCCAGCAGGGGCAGCAAGGGCAGCAGGGGCAGGGCCCGACUGCCGUCCGGAGCGGCACGGGCCCAGCGCAGACCCAAGAGAGCGGGCGGCCCGCGGAUGCACCCAGCGCAGUAGGAGGACAGAUAUGGGCUCCAGAGGGGGCCACUGCCUUCAAGUUGCUCUUGUCUGCUCGCUUUUGCUCAGCGCUGCUCAGCAACAUCUCUGACUGCGAUGAGACCUUCAACUACUGGGAGCCUACGCACUACCUGCUGUACGGCACAGGGUUCCAGACGUGGGAGUACUCCCCCGAGUACGCCAUCCGCUCGUAUGCCUACCUCUGGCUGCUGGCCAUCCCCGGCUGGUUCCACAGCCGGGUCCUGCAGGCCAACAAGGUGAUGGUGUUUUACUUCAUGCGCUGUGUUUUGGCCUUCACCUGCUGCCUCUGCGAGUUGUACUUCUACAAAGCUGUUUGCAAGAGGUUUGGCCUCCACGUGGCCCGGCUAAUGCUGGCCUUCCUGGUGUUGAGUCCUGGCAUGUUCCUCUCGGCUGCCGCAUACCUGCCCAGCAGCUUCUGCAUGUACACGACGCUGCUCGCCCUCUCGGGCUGGUACCUGGGCCACGACGGGGUCGCCGUGCUCUCCAUCGCUGCCGGCGCCAUCGUGGGCUGGCCCUUCAGCGCGCUGCUCGGGAUCCCCAUUGCGGUCGACCUGCUGCUGAGGAAAGCGCACGUGAAGGAAUUCCUUUGGUGGUGCUUGGUUGCGCUGCUCGUGUUUUUGUUGCCCGUGGUGCUGGUGGACAGCUACUACUACGGCAAGCUGGUGUGCGCGCCGCUCAACAUCAUCCUCUACAACGUCUUCACACCGCACGGGCCAGAUCUCUACGGGACGGAGCCGUGGACCUUCUAUUUUGUGAAUGGCUUCCUCAACUUCAACAUCGCGUUCCCGCUCGCCCUGCUCGCCCUGCCGCUGGCAAUGCUCACCGAGUCUCUUCUCUCCAAGUACAACAUCCAGCACCUGGGGCGGCCCUAUUGGCUGUCGCUGUCUCCGUUCUACCUGUGGCUGCUCGUGUUCAUCGCUCAGCCGCACAAGGAGGAGCGCUUCAUGUUCCCUGUGUUCCCGCUCGUGUGCCUGCACGGCGCCGUUGCGCUCUCAGCGUUGCAGAAGUGCUACCAUUUUACGUUUUGGCGCUACCGUCUGGAGCACUACACUCACUCGUCGCAGUGGCUGGCGCUGUCCGCACUCGCGCUCUUCUCUGUGCUCUCAGCCUCGCGGACGCUCGCUCAGUUCAAAGGGUACCACGCCCCUUUGGACCUGUUUACCGAGUUCCACCGUGUGGCGGCCGACCCCAGCAUCCACACGCUGGCUGAGGGGAAAACGGUGAACGUGUGCAUCGGCAAGGAGUGGCACAGAUUCCCCACGCACUUCCUGCUCCCUGAAACAAACUGGAAGCUGCAGUUCAUCGCGUCGGAGUUCCGGGGGCAGCUGCCCAAGCCGUACCCGCCAGGAGACGACGCGACGCGGAUCGUCCCCUCCCACAUGAAUGACCAGAACCGCGAGGAGGAGUCGCGAUACGUCGACGUGAAGCAGUGCCACUACCUGGUGGACCUGGACAGGGAUGUGGAGACGGAGCGCGAGCCCCGCUACGUCGCCAGGACGGACGAGUGGAGUGUCGUCGCAUACAGGUCCUUCCUCGAUGCGGCCAGCUCGUCCAAGCUGUUGCGCGCCUUCUACGUUCCGUUCCUGUCGUCUCAGCACGUCGUCUACCGAAACUACACCAUCCUGAAGACGCGCAGAACCGGGCCCGGCAGGAAGAAGCGCACGAGGUUUCCGUGACGGCAUGCCGAAGCGACUGCGCACUUUCUCGAGCCGCAUGUUGACGAUGCGUUUUCCGGUUGCGCUGCGCGUUGUCGGGGGCGCGGCGUCCCGAUUUUCUGCUCUGGUGUGAUAGCCCGGAGCUUCUUCAGGAACUGAAUUAAUUUCCUUAAUUGAUUUGAGAUCAGUUUAAAACUACUAUUUAAGCUAAUUUUUUUUAUUAUUUUGACCAGGGUAGGCCCACUGAGCUAUAUAGCUCUUUUUCCUAAACGACCUGGCCACAAAUUAUAGCUUAAUGAAGUGGCCUCUCAUGUUUAUUCUGAAUGUGAAGGGAAAAACCAGAAUUCCCGGAAAAAAUUCACAUGAGCACGGAGAGAACACGUAAACUCCGGAUAUAUAGUUGUCAGGGUCGGGAUCGAACCCACGAACUCCUGCAUAUCAGGUGAGGUAGUUAACAUCUCACCACCAUGGUGCUGCAGAAGGUACCAGCCAUAUAAAGCAAAACUUCGGUACGUUGGAACUGAAUUUAGGAACCGAACUGAACGCAGUUCCCGAACCUUCCCAGCGCACGGAGAAAAGCGUCGGUACGUCGGGAACUGAAUUCAGCAACCGCUUUGAAUUGAAUUCAGGAACUAUCAGUGAGUUCUUUGAGAAGCUCCCCAGCACACGGAGCGAAACGUCGGACUACGUAACCGUGCGGCACGCAGCAAGACCCAAACGCACUGUCGGAGAGAGCCGUGCAAGCGCGACCCCGCGAAAAACUCGGAGUGUUGUGCCGCAUUGCAGCGAGCGCUCGUUACGAGGGGUGGAAAAACGGUUCGAUCGUCGAUGGCCUUUUUAUUCAGGUAUUCUCGCACGCGUGUUCACGCGUGUUCAAUGACGAUUUUCCAAAAAUAAAUAAACACAAAGCAUUUAAUUAUCGCCCGCAGGUCUUCAGGGCAUGGGUGUUGGUGGCGUGGGGGGAAAAAGCAUUGUGUUAAUGAACAUUGGGAUCCACUUGUAACUUGUGUUUGUCCAAGCUGUGUAUUUCCUCGGUUAGUGUUUAUUUUCUUGGCCCAGAUAACAUAAGAAAAAGGUUAUUUUACUGAUAAGUACAAUGUUUAUACGUGUAGUAAAUGAUGGAUAUAAGCACACCCCAUGGGAGCAAGGCCAGCUGUGCUUGUAUCAGAAGGCGUGAGCCAGUAUCAGAAGUUGCCCUUUGACUUGCGCUCCCACCAGUGUAAUGUAUUUGACCAGGGAAGGCCCACUGAGCUAUAUAGCUAUUUUUCAGAAGCGACCUGACCACAAAUGAUAGCUAAACGAAGUAGCUUAUUAUGGGGGAAUUUAUCGCAUCCAAAUACUCGAAACGCACGUUUCAAACUCCAAAUAUACAGCAGGCGUCAGGGUCGGGCUCAAACCCAAGACAUCCUGUAUACCAGGCGAGGUAGUUAACAUCUCGCCACCCCGGUGCCCUGUUUCUUAUAUCAGAACUGUGCUUAUAGUAAGGUGUGCUUAUAUUCAUCCAGCUUCUACUGUGCUUGGAAUACAAGGGUUGAUAAAGUCCAUGGCCUCACGCCAGAGGGGUGGUGGUACGACGGAGUGAAUGUUUAGACAUAAUUACUUUAAAAGAAGAUUACCAGGAUGUCAAGUUAAUUUAUUGAUUGAAAAAUGUGGAAGCCUGAGCUGAUGGUGGCAAAAAAAUGACUGCAACAAGAGAAUACCACCAUGUGGUUGGUAAAUUAAAAUAAGUUGAGUACAUUCCCCCUACGUCCGGCAGACAUCGUUGUUUCUGCCAAAGUCGGGCGUCACGUUACGCGAGGUCAUGUAAGUUAACCGGAUGCGACAUCUCUAACACCGUGCAGGUGUAGCGUUGGCUUCUGUGAAGACUACCAGAGAGCCUCAUUGAAGUACAUUACAUGUUCAAAUAUCCGACCAUCGCAUAAACUCUUGACCGAUUAAAUCACCCACGUCUAGUGCAGUAUUUAGCAUGGUGCAACUCCCAUUAUCCAUAGAUGCACAGAUAUGCGAGCUUUUUCACAUAUCUGUCUAUUCUUCAGUCCCAAGCGAGGUGGAUAUGCAACAUUGUACUGUCCCGCUAAGUCGACCUGCUAAGGUCGCAAAGGAUUACGUGAUACAUUUGUAAUUGCGCGUAGCAAAAGCGGUGAGUGUAGUUCUUUGGAUAAUGCUGUAUUCGACUGUACAAGUGCAUUCCUCUUAGUCCACUGCUGGAUGAGUGUCUCCCUACGCCUUGUGCCAUGGGGGGUAUUCGAUCACACUUUACCACGCUGGCCAGUGCGGGUCGAUGGACGUGGGGAGCAUAGUUGUGGGAGCAUAGCACAGUACAAUACCGGAUUUUGCUGUACUACCCUCUACUGCUGCCCACCACCAGCCCACAGCACCUGUUGUGCAUGACAAUCAACUAUCCAAGCAUUAUCCAGGCUGAAACCUGUGUAGCUUUUGAUAUCUCACCGGAUCGGGCGCAUUCCGAGUGAUUUGGUGAGUGGCUGUACUUUAAUAUUGCAUGGACUUGAAUGAUGAUGAUGCACAACUCUGAUAUUUUACUUGUAACUGAAGCUUUAUGAUGACCAAACCCUCGGGACCAGAGUGAGCUCACGGUUUGUGGAUAUGGACUUAAAAGGCUGGUGCAUUAACAUCUGCUGUGUAGUCAUUGUUGAGAAAGGCUAAAUCCUGAUGGUCAGCUGUUAUAUCUGUGUAUAUACGUAACACUUGUUGAGCACAGGCUCAAAGGCCCGAAACACUUAAGUGGCCAGCAACGAACAGCAUUGUUGAAGUUGCGAUAGUCAAGUUUAAGUUUGUUUCUUGCACCGAGAAAAGUUAUACGAGCUGGGGAGAAGAGAUGAUGGGAGAGAAUUCUAAAUAACCAGGAGAGAUCAAUGUUGUGACCUGCAGUGUGGUGGCGGUUGAACAGCACGGUGGAUGAGAUGAAACAGUCCGGUAGUCCUCAACGUGGGUGGAUGAUUCGAUGUUCUCGGGAACAGUAACCAUCGUUCAUAAUCGACGUUUUUGGGUUUAGAUCGCCGCGUUAUUUAUAAAUGUGUCG
Lethenteron reissneri (Far Eastern brook lamprey) is the source of this 4925-nucleotide messenger RNA. It is a transcript of the gene ALG9, whose product is annotated as ALG9 alpha-1,2-mannosyltransferase. The record is from RefSeq and is a predicted model, not a curated record. Gene Ontology annotation, cellular component: endoplasmic reticulum membrane. Gene Ontology annotation, biological process: protein N-linked glycosylation. Lineage: Eukaryota; Metazoa; Chordata; Hyperoartia; Petromyzontiformes; Petromyzontidae. Gene Ontology annotation, molecular function: alpha-1,2-mannosyltransferase activity.